AUGAGUCCAAUGAUGUAUCCAGAUGCUGCUAGAUAUUAUGCACCCACCAUGACCCAAGUGCAGCCAGCUUACUUCGUUUCCAACAGUAUGCCAAGAUUGCAAACAACCGUUCCAAGAACAAUUUCCAUGCCUGCUAAUGAGAAAAUUUCGACGACAAAGAUACACUCUGUUAUAACAUCUCAUUCCAUCACAGGUUGGUCAGGAACACCCGCCUCCCAGCAGAACGUGUACGUCAGCCAGCGUAUGUCUGGGCAAUCCCAAGAAUCAGUUAAGGCACCAUCACGUGCUGUAGUUAACCAAGAAAUGGAACCACUUACUGCCACCAUGUUGGCCACAGCACCACCUCAGGAACAAAAACAAAUGUUAGGAGAACGUCUGUACCCUCUCAUUUCUCGUUUUUCUCCAGAAAUGGCCGGCAAGAUUACAGGCAUGUUACUGGAAUUCGACAACACCGAACUUUUGCACUUGUUGGAGUCUCAAGAGUCACUUGAAGCUAAGGUCAAGGAAGCUGUUGAAGUAUUACAACGUCACAAUGUUCGAGCAUCCACUUCCCAUGUUUAGACUGUUAUUUAUAUCUACAUCCAAAAGUGUAAAAAUUACAUUAAUUUGGUAUAAUUUGGUUUAUAUACAUGUGACAUCGUAUUACACUAUUGUCAAUUUAUUUUCUUUUAAAUUUGAUACAUUUUGAAAAUACAUGCGUCUUUGAUACCAUUUAGUAAGCAAUUGUAGUGGUCUGAAUGAUCAAUAUGUAUGUUCUUUUUGUAUGCACACCUGACGUAAUACCAUACGCAUGACUGGUUAUUUUAGCAACCAGUGUAACGUGGGUCAAAAUUCUACGUUAUAUCGGCAAAGUACGCAAUUUUAACCAAAAGGUUACCAAUAAUUAUCGAUGUAGUUAAUUUUUGCGAUUUUAGGGAUAAUUUUAUAAUUUUUUAUACAAUAUUGUGUGAUUGAAUUAUAA
Saccostrea echinata is the source of this 961-nucleotide messenger RNA. RefSeq names its product polyadenylate-binding protein 1-A-like. NCBI's taxonomy places the organism in Eukaryota, Metazoa, Mollusca, Bivalvia, Ostreida, Ostreidae. Gene Ontology annotation, molecular function: RNA binding. The record is from RefSeq and is a predicted model, not a curated record. The transcript has 4 exons. Gene Ontology annotation, cellular component: nucleus. Gene Ontology annotation, biological process: regulation of double-strand break repair; protein polyubiquitination; DNA damage response. The coding region runs from base 1 to 561 and encodes 186 amino acids.